This is a messenger RNA of Fonsecaea erecta, 1098 nucleotides long. RefSeq lists its product as hypothetical. Lineage: Eukaryota; Fungi; Ascomycota; Eurotiomycetes; Chaetothyriales; Herpotrichiellaceae. The transcript has a single exon. Gene Ontology annotation, molecular function: hydrolase activity. The record is from RefSeq and is a predicted model, not a curated record. Bases 1 to 1098 code for a protein of 365 amino acids.
AUGAUUAUGCCCGAUUUCUUUGCAACAGACCCCGACUGGGCUGCAUACGCAACCAAGCACGGGCUCCCACUCCCUCCAGACAAAGCCGUUGACAAGCCCUCUCUGCCGCGACUCGACGCAGGAUCCUGGGACUUCCAGGCCAUCAGACAGGCAAAUGCCGAGACAGAAGCAGCCUGGACCUGUGACCAUCCACUCUCCAGCGUCGGGUAUGAGACAUUCCUGACCAACGUCCGAGUCCGUGACGGCAGCGUAUGCAGCGUGAAGGUUUCCUGGCCCGCAAAUCCACGAUUUCACAAGCAGUGUGGCAGCCUCACUGCAGCGGACUCAUCACCACUACCAGUCUUAUUCGUGACGCACGGCGGAGGCUGGAUCCAGGGCACGCACACAACUGAGGAGGCAUGGCUGCUGUGGCCAAUCUACCAAAGAUUUGAUCUCGUCAUCGUCAGUGUCGAGUAUCGCCUGGCACCCGAGCACCGGUUCCCAACAUGGAUUGAAGACUGCUGGGACGUGCUGCAGCGGCUCUUGCAGGAUACAAGACAGUUUUUACCGGCAGAAUGCCCUGCUCAGGUCGACCCAAAGACUCUGUACCUGGCGGGCUCGUCUUCUGGUGGGGGGAUCGCCGCCGUCUUGUCACAUCUCUGCCGCGACCACAGCAUUCUCGUCUCCGGGGUGAUCCUGAAUGUCCCUGUCCUCUGUGACUACCGCGAGAUACCGCCUACCACACCGCACACGAAGAAGGGCGAGACAUCGUACGAGCAAUGUCUUGGUACCUUCUCGGACUCUCGUGGCUUGAUGGCAGUGUGGGACAUGAUCCGGCCGUCACUGGACCCUCAGCCUAAAGACCGCCAGCUGGCGUCGCCACUCCUGGGCGACCUCUCCAAGCUGCCUCCACACAUCAUCUGUGUAGCCGGUCAGGAUCCGCUCCGAGACGAAGGCCUACUGUACGCACACAAGCUGCAGCAACAAGGGACACCGGUGAGGUUGCAGAUGUACGCCGGUGUGCCGCACAAUUUUGCUCAGUUGUGGGAACUCAAAGCUUGUCGACGGUUCUGGGACGACUUACGGAGAGAGAUGGAGUGGUUAUUGACUCUUCAGUAG